UAUGCAAAACACACAAUGCUCACCGACACGUGGGGUCGUUGGUAGGCCGUGUCAUGUCUGUCCACUGACAUGUGGGACCCGUUGCCAGUUCACCCCCAACAUAAACGCGAUAGGUUCUUCUCUCCCACCUCUCAGUGAUCACCAGUACCACCAUUCCCCGUCCCCAAUCCACCUCAACCACCCAGCUUCCAUGGGUCGGAGCAACCCGGGGCUUCUACUGGGCAUCGUGCUGCUGCGGUUCAACUGGUGCUUGGCCGUGGAUGGCGGAGGCGCGGAGGAAGGGGGCGGCGUGUUUCCGGUGGUGGUGAGCACCUGGCCGUUCCGGGAGGCGGUCAGGGCGGCGUGGGACGUGGUGAAAGCCGGUGGCGCAGGGGGGUCGGCUGUGGACGCCGUCGUCGCCGGCUGCUCCGCCUGCGAGGAGCUCCGCUGCGAUGGCACAGUUGGUCCAGGUGGAAGUCCAGAUGAGGACGGUGAAACUACCUUAGAUGCUCUUAUCAUGAACGGGAAAACAAUGGAAAUCGGUGCUGUGGCUGCCAUGAGAUAUGUGAAGGAUGCAAUUAUGGCAGCAAAGUUGGUCAUGGAGCACACUGGGCAUACUCUUCUUGUUGGAGAGAAGGCGACAUCCUUUGCAAUUUCAAUGGGUCUUACAGGACCAACUAACCUGAGUUCACCAGAGUCAGUUGCGAAAUGGUCAAAGUGGAGACAGAACAAUUGCCAACCUAACUUUUGGAAAAAUGUUAACCCUGCUGGCAACUGUGGUCCAUACCAUCCUAUAAAUAUACCUAAGGACCCUGUUAAAAGUGCUGUAUGGGAGAAUGAAGGACUCACCUGCCAGGAAUGGCUCAAAAAUGAUAAUUUACUAGAACCGACAAACUCCCGUUUCAAGUCCGUUAAUCGUCACAACCAUGACACAAUCUCUAUGGCCGUCGUUGACAAGAUGGGUCAUAUAGCAGUUGGCACAUCAACUAAUGGUGCUACGUUCAAAAUUCCAGGAAGGGUAGGUGAUGGACCAAUACCAGGAUCUUCUGCAUAUGGUGAUGAUGAAGUUGGGGCUUGUGGAGCUACUGGUGAUGGUGAUAUCAUGAUGCGCUUCCUUCCAUGUUAUCAAGUAGUAGAGAGCAUGCGGCUUGGAAUGGAGCCUCGUGAUGCUGCCGUGGAUGCUAUAUCUAGAAUUGCUCGUAAGUACCCAGAUUUUGUUGGUGCUUUAUUUGCGAUUAACAAGAAAGGAGUGCAUGCCGGCGCGUGCCAUGGAUGGACCUUUCAGUAUUCUGUCAGGAAUUCCAGCAUGCAGGAUGUGGAGGUCAUCACAGUAACACCUUAACACAGGCAGACAAAAGGCUGAUUCGCCAAUAGGGCGUAUUCCUCUGUGUCAAGUUCUCUCCAUUCACUCCCAUGGUAAUGCAACAAUAUUAUGUUGGGCUUGUUCCCGGGUCAUCUAUUGGACUGCAAUUUUCUAUUGAAACUGCCAUGUUAUAUAAUGGUAGCAGAUUCAUUGAAUGCAUUGUAGUCUUCUCGAGAGAAGGUUGGGAUUGCACAUUGUCAAAUUUUGUCUUGCAACUACGAGUUUAAUGUACUAGCCAGGUGUACUUCUUUAA
Molecule: messenger RNA, 1595 nt
Organism: Hordeum vulgare subsp. vulgare (domesticated barley)
Lineage: Eukaryota; Viridiplantae; Streptophyta; Magnoliopsida; Poales; Poaceae
Product: probable isoaspartyl peptidase/L-asparaginase 3
Exons: 7
Coding region: 2-1321 (439 amino acids)
Biological process (GO): protein deglycosylation
Molecular function (GO): N4-(beta-N-acetylglucosaminyl)-L-asparaginase activity
Source: RefSeq, a predicted model, not a curated record